Messenger RNA from Daphnia magna, 722 nucleotides. RefSeq lists its product as uncharacterized. The record is from RefSeq and is a predicted model, not a curated record. The transcript is spliced from 4 exons. Gene Ontology annotation, biological process: dopamine catabolic process; norepinephrine biosynthetic process; octopamine biosynthetic process. NCBI's taxonomy places the organism in Eukaryota, Metazoa, Arthropoda, Branchiopoda, Diplostraca, Daphniidae. Gene Ontology annotation, molecular function: dopamine beta-monooxygenase activity. Gene Ontology annotation, cellular component: secretory granule membrane. The coding region runs from base 58 to 624 and encodes 188 amino acids.
AACCAGUUUUGUUACUCUUAUCUGCUGUGCAAGACCGUUCGUUUGUGGUGACCGAAGAUGAAGUACACACAGUCAUUAGGUUUUAUAAUGGGAGUUGUUCUGCUGGCCAGUGGUUGUUUCGCGAAACCAAGCUCUCGCGUUACAGUCAUGGAAAAUGAAAAAGUUAUGGAUUCUGAUAACCAGUUCAUUCUACGCUGGACAGUGCUUGAAGGUACAGGCGACAUUGAAAUAGAAAUGCAAGUGAAUUGCACUGGCUGGUUGGGAAUUAGUUUUGCUGAGGGUCAGAUCGGUACGCCCGGCUCAUACAGCGAUGUUAUUAUGGGUGGAUUUAAUGACGACCUUCAGAUGGGCUACAUCGAGGACAGACACAUUUAUCUGGAAAAUCCUGAUCCAGCUAAUGGACAUCUUUUUGAUGAUAGCAACGAUAUUUUACUGAAAAGCGCUACCUAUGAAGAGCCAUGGACUAUUAUUCGCAUUGCACGAAGCCUCAAUACUGGUGAUUCCCAAGAUAUUGCUAUUGUGCCUGGACCUAUGACAGUCGGCUGGACUUAUUCUUCCACCGAUGACACGUCUCUUGGUCAUGACGUAGCUGGCAUCAGUCGAGUUACCUUUAUUCCUGUUUAACAGGUGGAUAAACUUCUAGCUAAACAACUGUGUGAUUUUCCCGCAUUCAUGUUUAACGUUUCUUAGCAUAAAUAUAAAACAAACGGAUUUGAAAACCA